GGGUCAGAUCCUAUAUUCAAGCAACACCUCGCCGUCCGAUUACGUGUGUUUGGGCUGAAUUCCGGGUUUGGGUUUGAGAGAUAUAAGACCCGACGACGACGACAACCCUAUUCCUUCGAGAGCUAGGAGAUCCGACGACCAAGCAGCCCGUUUUGUUUGGAGCAAUGCAAGGGUAGAUCCGACGACGAAAACCCGUUUCGUUUGAAGUCCGGGUAGAUCUAACAGCGGCAACCCGUUUCGUUUGGGCGGCGAGUUUUCCCGAACUGGAGAUGGCGACCUGCACAAUAGCUUGAAAGGCUUUCUUGCCUGCCCAAGCCAAAACCGAAAUUGGGUUCUUGAUGAUUUGGGCACAAUAAGAAGAAAACCUAAAAUAGGCUUUAUCGUCACUAUUUCAUCUAUCACUCUUCAUAUUGAUACAUCCGCCAUCAAUCAAUUAAGGAUUUUAAAUUCUACUUGAGAUUGUUCGGAUAAAAAAAUCCAGUUUUAUAUUAUAAUCCUGCGAAGCCAAUAACUUGAAAUUUGGGGAGUCUGCCAGCUAUCCUGAUGCCUAACCUUGUCAGCGAAUCCAAAACCCCCAUUUCUUCAUCAAAGCGUAAAUCAGUUUUCUUGCACCAAUGGUGGCUGAUAAAGGUCGAAAAGGAGCCCAAAUUGGGCGUUGGAGGCUUUGUUAACCGAGAGACAUUCGGAACACGGGGAAUGCGACUUUUUGGCUCUCCAUCAACCAACAAGAGGCAGAAUGUUAACAUUAUUGACGACGGAGUUCAAGUUUAUGGUUCUGCAGCAAUUGCCAAGAGGCAUGAUAACAACACUCUUGAAUCAGUAGAUGGCAUCAUCAUCCGGAUAAGUGGUUGUAUAAAUAAGUCACGAACACUCUCUUACGGUUUCUCACCUGAGGUCUGUGAUAGUUUCCUUUCUGGGUUUCCGUGUAGCUGGGAAGAUUAUGCCUCUAAAUCUUCCCAUGAUAGAUGUGACGACGAUAUAACAAAACAAUCCUUGCCUGCGUCUUUCGAUGAUCUUCGAGUCACUCAUGUACGCCACUUAUUGAUGUCAGGAACUGAUUCUUGUGCUUUAAACAGUAUUAUUUUCGGAGAUAUCAUGAAACAUACUGAAAAGAUUCUUAAUCAAAGUGUUCCGUCAGUCGAGAAGAUCUCCAGGAACUCUAUAGAAACCGAAGCUGAUCACAAUGAAGAUGAUGUUUCUUUGUCAAAUUUAACUCAGAAGAUAACUGGAGAAGAUAGUAAGAUUGCAGUUGAUUCACACAUGAUAAAAUCUGAAGAAAUUGAAGAUGGUUUUAUGCCGGAUGAAAUACACAAUAUAACCUAUGAAAAACAGUCGAGGAUAUUACUGAGAAGAUAUCCCCUAAGGUCCAGGCGAAACAGAGAAAACACUUGAAGUUGAUGAGUGAUCAAAGGUUAUAUGCUGAGGAACAUGAUCCAGUAAGCAGUUUUUUUUAUAAGCAUUGUGUAAGUAGAGUUGUAUUUUAUCUAAUAUUUAUAAAUAUCUGAAAUUAGAAAGAACAUCUUUUGGACGAA
Messenger RNA from Helianthus annuus (common sunflower), 1532 nucleotides. RefSeq names its product protein EMBRYO DEFECTIVE 1674. The transcript is spliced from 6 exons. The coding region runs from base 544 to 1392 and encodes 282 amino acids. The record is from RefSeq and is a predicted model, not a curated record. Lineage: Eukaryota; Viridiplantae; Streptophyta; Magnoliopsida; Asterales; Asteraceae.